AUGUGUGCAUCAACAAUGCAGCACGCGAACAGCAUUGACCGCGGAUAUUUUUUGCGGAUAGGUGUCUUUUUGUACCAGGACCGUCCACUCCCGCUGACUCCCGCCACAACGUCGCUCAACUACGGCACCACCUUGUGGGAAGGAUUGAAAGCAUACCACGUCACCGACCUCAAGGCUGUUGUGUUCCGUCCCGACCAGAACUAUGCGUGUAUGCGGGCAGGGGCACACGAAAUGUGUCUACCCAUGCCAAUGCAGCUUGCUGUCCAGAAGAAUGCACACUUGCUGCCUCCCGUCGGUGAUGGCAUGAAGCUUUACGUCCGCCCCAUGCUCCUGGGAUCCGGACAACAGCUCGGACUCUACCCAAGUCCGCAAGUGUCCUUCCUCCUUUAA
Phaeodactylum tricornutum CCAP 1055/1 is the source of this 390-nucleotide messenger RNA. RefSeq lists its product with no specific name. Bases 1 to 390 code for a protein of 129 amino acids. NCBI's taxonomy places the organism in Eukaryota, Bacillariophyta, Bacillariophyceae, Surirellales, Neidiaceae. The transcript has 3 exons. The record is from RefSeq and is a predicted model, not a curated record. Gene Ontology annotation, molecular function: branched-chain-amino-acid:2-oxoglutarate transaminase activity. Gene Ontology annotation, biological process: branched-chain amino acid metabolic process.